Messenger RNA from Oryzias latipes (Japanese medaka), 2493 nucleotides. Its product is annotated as neuronal membrane glycoprotein M6-b. Gene Ontology annotation, biological process: axon development; central nervous system myelination. Gene Ontology annotation, molecular function: structural constituent of myelin sheath. NCBI's taxonomy places the organism in Eukaryota, Metazoa, Chordata, Actinopteri, Beloniformes, Adrianichthyidae. The record is from RefSeq and is a predicted model, not a curated record. Gene Ontology annotation, cellular component: plasma membrane; myelin sheath.
GUGCACGAGAGAGAAAGAGAGAGCGAGCGCGCAUCCAGCCAGCAGCUCCCCCCACCCCCCCGCGCGCACACACACAGUCGGGCAUUCACGCGCAAAGAGGCUGCUUUCUGCUGAGAUCAUGGACGGGACGAAGCCGGUCAUGGAGUCCAGCGCCGAGGAGGCGCAGGAUGAGGGGCAGGAGAGCAAAGGAUGCUUCGAGUGCUGCAUCAAGUGUCUGGGCCGGGUGCCCUACCCCUCGCUGGUGGCCACCAUCCUCUGCUUCUGCGGCGUGGCCCUGUUCUGCGGAUGUGGUCACGUGGCGCUGACCAGCACCCUCGCCAUGCUGGAGAACUACUUCUCCACGGUCACCACCGACCACGCCACCCUCACCGCCGUGAUCCAGGUCUUUCAGUACAUCAUCUACGGCAUCGCCUCCUUCUUCCUUCUGUACGCCGUCAUCCUGCUGGCUGAGGGCUUCUACACCACCGGGACCAUCAAGAAGGAGCUGCAGAGCGACUUCAAGACCACCGUCUGCGGACGCUGCCUCACCGCCUUCUUCAUGGUUCUGACCUACAUCCUGGCUCUGGGAUUCCUGGCCAUCUUCUGCUUCACCGCCAUCCCAGUCUUCGUCUUCUUCAACAUGUGGAACACCUGCGCCGGCCUCAGAUCUCCGGACUCCAACAUCACCUUCCCCGACUCCGUGUGCGUGGAUUUCCGGCAGUACGGUAUCAUCCCGGUGAACGCUACUCCAGGAAAAGCGUGCGGAACCACACUGGUGGACGUCUGCAACACCAGCGAGUUCUACCUCUCCUACCACCUCUACAUCGUGGCGCUAGCUGGCGCCGGAGCCACGGUCAUCGCACUGCUCCACUUCCUGAUGAUCUUAGCGGCCAACUGGGCUUACCUGAAGAGCGCGGCGUCCACGCACGACUACCAGGACAUCAAGACCAAGGACGACCAGGACCUGGAGGCCGAAGCUCGCUCCAAGGAGGGCCAGAACUCCUCCUCCUCCUACUCCUAAGGACAGGAGGUCCUGCCCCGCCAUCGCCCGCCUCCUCUCCGCACCUCCACCCCCCAAUAAACCCCCCUGUAACAUCCAGAGCUGUUCCUCACUCCGAUACAAAACCAUCUCGGUCGCGUUCGAUGGCCCGCCAACGCCCUGACUCUCCAUCCUCUUCGCCUUCCCACGGGGGUGCUUACCCAUAACACCUUCGGGUGCCCGCCCCAGGGGGGGAGGAGCAUAGAGGGUCAGGCGGCGAGAGAGAGCCCGCCCGUCGGGGCGGAGCGCGGCUUCCCCCCUCGUGCUCUGGGGCGGCGGCUCGUGAAGGUGGCCCGGCUGUGACGCCCCUCGCCGCCUCCUAAAAAAAAGAAAAAAAAGGAAAAUAGAGAAACCAUCGUCGUCCUCCGUCCGCGUCGGGGAAGACGAGCAGCGAGCAACUUCCUUGGUUUUUGGUGUUUUAUAUGCAUAUAUAUAUGAAUAUGAAUAUAUAGUGUGAAUGUGAAUGAAAGUGGUUUUUUUAUUACUCUGAAAGGAAUGCCAGCUUUUCUGUUCGCUCCUUUCCUCAUCUUUUAAUCGCUAAUUUUCCGGUUAUUGUUGCACUAUUUAAGAAUUUAAACCCCCAAAGGACCCCCCCCCCCGGAUAAAUAACUAAAAUAAUUAUUGUACAUUCUAACAAUCUGCUUUACCGCCAAAUUGUGGUCUGAUCCACACACCUGAUCCAAACCAACCGGGGAGGGCGGUCUGCAGGCGUCAGGGCAGAUCCGAUCCCGGACGAGCCCCCAGCAGCGGUUCCCCCUGUAAAUAGCCGAUCAGCACCCCUGGGGGGGUCCGGCGUUAAUGUACAUGCGCCCUUUGGCCCCCUGGUUCUGCAUUUGCUUUGCUAACUGUGACGUAAGGCCGUGGGCGGCGUGUGCUGGGGGGCCCGUGUAUGUUGGGGGGGCCCGUACAGUCAUGACAUUGGUGUUCUGGGUUCCGUGGUUUGAUGGAUUUUUAUUUCCCCCCCCCCCCACGCCUCUCCCCCCUCCCGCCGCAGAGACCGUUUGGAUGUUUACACUGAAAAAACUAAAGUCAGGAAUUUUUUCGUACGUUCGUUUUCUAAGCUGUCCUCUGGGCGCGAGGGGGGGCGGUGGGAGGAGCUUGUGGUGAGGUGAAGCAUGUCGGUAUCCGUGUCCGUGUGUGUUCUGUUCCGUGCUUUGCUGCAGGUGCUGUGACGGCCGAACCCACUUCCUUUUGAGGCGAUUUCCUCCUUGUUUGCAUGAAGGAGGCAUGACUGUCUUUGCAGUUUUCAGGUGAUGUGUCGUCGUUUGUACUGACAACUAUGGUCGGCGGUGUUUGCCCCUCCCCCUCCCCACCUUUUCUAAAGAAACUCCAUUGUACUUGGAUGGCAUUGUAGUCCCUGUAGGUGUUUCAUUAUGCUUUGACUUUUUUUUAAGUUGGGAAAUAGUUCUACGACUCCUAUAUAGUGAUGAUUUUUGUAACCUUCUCUAGUAAAACCGAUAUUUUUUAUUAUCGUG